AAGAUAAUAAAAAUCAUUAUUAUUUAAAUUAGUAAGCUUAACAAUAAUUAUUAAUAAACAAAAUUCACAUUGUCGUGAUGAAUGUUUUCAUGUGUAUAAUAACGCGUAACAAUAAAUAAUAAUUAUUAAAAUAAUAUAUAAUAUAAAUAAUUGACAAAAAAAAAAAGUAUAUAUAUAUUUAUAUAUAUAUAAAUUUGAAUAAAAUAAAAAACCAUCAGUUUAAAAAUUAAAAUCAUAAAAUAUGGUGUUUAUUAAAUGUGUAAUCAACGACUACGACUGAGACCCCAAAUACUACGAAUUACGAACGACUAGCUUAAACUCUCUAGUAAAGUAUUAAGUGUGGUACUUCCGUAGUGGUUGUCACCUUUUUAAAACACUGAUUGCGUGCGGUGAUCAUUACACAUUAAAAGAGACCCCGGCCAAACGUCUCACUCUAUAUUUGGCCAGUCCUGAUGUCCAACAUAUUGCAUAUCUUGUCCAUACAUAUUAACAAUUUAUCAUAUUGUCGCCGAUGCGUUUAGUCUACAACGACAGUUACGUGUACAUGAAUGGGGACAUCGGGAAGCUCCCACCAGGGGCGGUUUACUCAGCCACCCCUGAAUCCUUGGGUUCUGUCAGGGGUACAGUCGUUACAAAUACCUCGAGUUUAGAUUACAGUGUCAUGAACGGAGGAUCAGUAACUGGUGAACUGAUGCUUAACCCAGCCACCAUGGGUGCUGUUGAGCCUUCAUCUCAACAUUCAACGACAGGAUUAGGUGGUACUCUCGGUGCUGCUGUUACUGCUGCUGUUACUGCUGCUGAUGGUGCUGAUACUACGAGUAGUACUAGUAGCAGUGGUGGUGGUACUACUGGUGGUACUGCUGGUGGUGGUGGGUGUAUUCCGUCUAUUUCUACUACUGCUACAGCUGUUGCUGGUGCUCUAGGCGUCGGGGUUAAUGUUGGUUAUACUCCUGUUCAAGUUGCUCCUCUAGAUGUUCAAAUAUCAUCAGGAUUAAUGACAGAUUUACCAACAUCUGGUAUUCCACUAGAUCAACUUAAACAAAUGCUUUCAUCACAACUUGAAUAUUAUUUUUCUAGAGAAAAUUUAGCAAAUGAUACAUAUUUAUUAUCACAAAUGGAUAAUGAUCAAUAUGUACCUAUAUGGACGGUUGCUAAUUUCAAUCAAGUUAAAAAAUUAACGAAAGAUAUUAAAUUGAUAACUCAAGUGUUGCGUGAAUCGCCAAAUGUACAAGUCGAUGAGGAAGGACAAAAAGUUCGACCUAAUCAUAAACGUUGUAUAGUUAUUUUACGUGAAAUUCCAGACAAUACGCCACUGGAAGAAGUUAAAAAUUUGUUUUCGGGAGAAGGAUGCCCAAAACUUAUAUCAUGUGAGUUUGCACACAAUAGCUCGUGGUAUGUUACUUUUGAAUCUGAUGAGGAUGCCCAAAAAGCCUACAGGUUUUUACGUGAAGAAGUUAGAGAAUUUCAGGGAAAGCCUAUAAUGGCACGCAUAAAAGCUAAACCAAUGAAUAGGCUACCAAUUCCCACGGUGGCUGGAGUUAGUGGAAUUAAAAAUGGCUUCCGAACUCCACCACCACCACCACCAGUUUUUGAUCCAAGUAGUUAUCCACCUGGUCAACAACGCUUCCUAUACACAAAUGGUACUACCAUCCCACAAACUACGAUACCGCCAUACCCUAAUCAAAUACAGGUCUACCAUCAACCAUUUUAUACCCCGUCGAUGAUGCACUGGGGUCCAGCAAGUCCGGCUUAUUUUGACAUGACCAGUGUAUUUACAAUGAAUGGAAUGACACCGCACAAUUCAUUUAAACCUCACACAAGAUUUAAUCCGCGAAAUAGAAAUAAACAUAGAAAUGGAUCUGAUAGAGGUGCUCCGAUGGAUAGUGGUAUGAUACACAUGGGUCGUUUAAAUCAUCCACCAAAAUCAAACUCCAGUAGUAUGCAUAACAACAACAACAACAAUAAUAAUAAUAAUAAUAAUAAUAAUACCAACAACAACAAUAACACUAAUAAUAGUAAUGGAAAUCCAAUGUUAACGACGACAAUAACAACAAUAGCUGCUGCUACAGCAGCAACAACAACAGCAGCAACAACAACAACGACAACAACAGCAACAUCAACAUUACCAGUUUUAACGUCCAACUAUUCAGCAUCUUCAAAAUCAACAUCUUACCAUCAUCAUCAUCAUCCGCUUCAACAACAACAACAACAACAACAACAACAACAACAACAACAACAACAACAUCACCAACAAUCAAGUGGCACAAAAUUCCAUUCAUCAUCAUCAUCGUCAUCAUCGUCGUCAUCAUCAUUAUCAUCACAUAAUCUGUCAACAUCGGGUGUUGGUGGUGAUAGUAGCCACUAUUCUGGUAGUAAUAUUGCCAAAGUGACGUUGCAUGAUAAUGACUCGUCAUAUCAUCAUCAUCAUCACCAUCAUAAUUAUCAUCACCAUCAUCAUCAUCAUCAUCAUCCUACUGAUGGUUCAAGUAGUGAUCGAGGUGGUGGUGGGGAUCGUGAUAACAGAGGAAGUAGUGGUGGUGGUAAUGGUAAUGGUAAUAAUAGUAGCAGUGGAGAUCGUGAUAAUAGAGGAGAUCGUGAUCGAGAAAGAGGUGGAGGUAGUUUACAAUAUUCACGCCAUCGUAUCCACCGCAGAACCAAAGAUCAAGACGGUUUUAUAUCGAAAAGUAAUAAUAAUACAUUGCCAUCAAUACGUGAGGGUAAUCAUUCUGGUGCUACUAGUGUUGGUACCAGUGGAAGUGGAGGCGGAGGUGGAGGUGGUUCUGGUUCUGGUUCUGGUUCUGGAGUUGAUAAAAUUGAUAGAGGUGAUAGAAAUGAAAGAAGUGGAUUUAGUGGUAAUAGUGGUAAUAAUAUUACUACUACGACAUCUAAUAAUAAUAAUAAUAAUAAUCAUCAUCAUCAUCACCAUCACCAUAACAACAACAACAAUAUUAAUAAUAAUAAUAACAACAACAAUAAUAAUAAUAAUAAUAAUAACAACAACAAUGGCAGCACCAAUAGUAAUAAUAAUAAUAAUAAUAAUAAUACGCAUAUAACAUUAUCAUCAUCGUCAUCGUUAUCGUACAACAAUCGUAGCGUUGUACAAUUUGAUUUGGAAGCUACUGCAUUUCCACCAUUACCUGGUUUAGAUUCUGAUUUGAUAAAAUCACACAGUACAACGAGCGAGUUAAGUACAGUGAUUGAUCAUAGUAGCAGUGGUAGUAAUAGUGGCGGUGGUGGUAAUAAUAAUAUUAACAAUAAUAAUAAUAAUAGUAAUAUCGGUUGUGUUGCUGUAGGUGGUGGUGUUGCUGCUGGUAGUGGUGGUGGUGGUGUUGGUAGUAAAAAUAAUAAUAAUAAUAAUAACAAUAAUAAUAAUUGUAGUAAUAGCAGUAAUAGUAAUACUAGUGGUGGUAGUAUUGUUGUUGUUGGUUUACAAUCACAAAAUAGGCUGUCAGAUGUUGUUAAAGGUACAGCUAAAAUAAAAAGCACAAAAGAUAUGAUGAUGUUUAUAUCUAAGGAUCAUACUGGUCCGACAUCAUUAUCGUUGUCGUCAUCGUCGUCAUUAACAUCAUCAACAUCAUCAACGUCAACGUCAUCGUCCUCGUUGUCGUUACCCACUAUGACAACUACUGUAAAUCAAUUAAAUAACAGAUCAACUAGUCCAGGUUCAAUAACUAGUGGAGCUGCUGGUACAGCUGCUGGUGUUCCUGUUGCUGGUAUUGCUACUACUGCAACUACUGCUGCUACUGCUACUGCUACUAUUCCUGCUUCUACUGUUAUACCUGGUCAUUUAAUGGGCAACACUACAGUUGCUAAUAUAGUUAUAACUGCAAGUGGAUUAAUUACAUCAAGUAGUAAUAUUGUUACUGGUGGUACAAGUAGUGUCGCUACAGACAUUAUAUUCAGCACUGUCACCCUCACUCCCCCGUCAUCACCUGAUAAAUCUAUUAAGACUGAUGACACAAACAUGAUGGUGAACGGUAUGGAUGAGGCCAUAAGUACAAAAACGCAUGCUGCUGAAAAGUCUGAGCCAGUAAUGAGGUGCAAUUGUAACAUCCCUAAUAUCCCACAGAAUCCUCCUCAGUCACAAACAGGAGUGGCCUCAGCCUAUCCUUUAGACUUGAACAGGCCAAGCUAUGCCCAAGUAGCUCAACAUUGUCGCGAGCAACCUUGUACAAAACACAAAAUUGAUGAAAAAGAUACAAUUGAAUAAGCCAACAUGCAUUACUGCUAUCGGUGAAAAAAAAUUUAAUAUUUUGCAGUCAUCAUUUUUUUAUUUAUUUAUUAUUUUUUUUUUUUUUUUUUUUUUUAUCAAUUGAAAGAAAAUUAAUAAUAAUAAAGAAAAAAAUAUAAUGAAAAAUAAGGACGCUCGAUUGAUGCUGCUUGUAUUGUCAAAAGUGAUUUAUAACCAGGUUGUACAAGCGGCUGCGAGAAAAAAAAUAACUUUUUACACUGUACAGUAACUUUUCCUAUUAUUAUGAUUAUUAUUAUUAUUAUUAUUUUCACUUAUUAUAAUUAUUUGUUAAUAUUGAAUUAAAAUCAAAACAUAUUAUUAAAAAGUAAUUAUAAAAAUAUUGGAAAACGUAAAGUAAAGUAAAGAAUGAUAAAGAAUUUGCUUGAAUUUUUUAAGGAAAAUAGAAUAUGACAAUGAAAUGAAAAUAAUUGCGAUUGCUGAUGAUAUAAUUCAUUGAUUUAAUACUAAAAUUAAGUUCUGCGAUUCUGGUAGUACAUAUUUGUUAAUUUUUAAUAACAAAUUAAAUGAAAAACUAAUUUAAUAUUAAUAUCAACAUUAAUAAAAUAAGCUAUUAAUCAUUAAUACGAUUAUCUUCGUCCUUCCCAUUACGGUUAUAAUUAAACAAAUAAUCGAAAAACUAGAAGUAUCUUUGGGAGAAAAAUAAAAUUUUUAAUAAUAAUAAUAAUAACAAUAAUAAUAAUAACAUUUUUAUUUAGCUUUGUGCCAAAAUCCAAAAUUACCAGGACACAGUGUAUAAUCUUAAGCAACGAAUGUGUUUAUUUAAACAAUAAAUAUAAACUAUUUAAAAUUUUUGAUGAAAAAAUCUAAGUUAAGAAGAAAAGAAAAUGAGAAUGACAGGAAAAAGAAAAAGCGAACGGAAAACAAUCAACGAAAUUUUAUUCAAAUAUCUAGUAUUUUUUCGUGUUAAUAAUUUUGGUUAAUAUAAUUUAAUUUAAGUGUGAGUAAUCAUUUCUUAUUUAAUUAUUCAUAUUAUUAUUAUUGUUAUUAUUAUUAUUAUUAUUAUUUACCAUUUUUUUUUUCUUUCACUUAACAUUAAAAACAAAAAAUACAAUCCCUCAUACUUAUUAAAUUAUAUUACGUUCUUUUCUUCUUAUGUUUGAUUGUAUGACAUUUUUUUUCUUGUUUUGUUCAUUAACCCGUCAGCACUUGCGUGAUUUUUAGGGUCUCGCUUCCGCGACAGCGAAAUCCUAUAAGUUGAAUGUGUCCUGUGAGCAAAAUGUUCACAACGGGAGUGCUGACGGGUUAACAGUUAAAAUAUUUAAUUUUGAUUUCAUUUUUUUUUUUUUUUUCAAAAACACAUUUAUUAGAAUUAUAUGUAAAGAUUCGAAUUAAUAAGCAUAAAGAAAAGCAAAUAUUAAUUAUGAAAUAUGAAAUAAACAAUUGUUUUUAUUUUAAACGUCAUCAUAUAUUAAUAUUUACGAGAAGUAAUGGUACCAAUGACUUCCAUAAUAUUUAUAGAUGCUGGAUAGUUGAUAUAAAAAUAUUUAUAAUCAUAAGUAAACAUUUUUAUGGAUAUUUAUUAUAAUUUGGUUCAUAAAUUUUAUAAUUAAAGUAUCUAUUGUGACAAAUGAAUAUGUAUUGUUUACAUAGUGAGCAAAUAUUGAUUAAGAUAACUUUUUUUUUUAAUAAUAAAAAUUAGUUUUUUAAACAAAUUUUAGGUGAUAAUGAAUAAUAGAAAAAAAUUUAAUAAUAUCUUUAAAAAUGAUUGUUUUUUUUCCACUUUUUAAAACACAUUAUCAAGUUUUAUAAUUACUUUAUAAAGUUAUUUUGUCAUAUUAUGACUUGCUUGUUACGUGAAUUGCAUUAAAUAAAACAUAGUAUAGAUUUUUUUUUUAUAUUUAUUUUAGAAUACAAAAAAAGAAAUGAUAUUCAAUUGUUAAAUUAACAAAUAAUGAUAAGAAGGUAUGGAGAAAAAAAAGUAAAGAUAAUAAUGAUAUAAUAAUAAUAAUAAUAAUAAUAAUAAUAUUAAUAUUAAUAAGGAGAGAUAAAGUUUAGUAAUUAUGCUUUGGCAAAGAAUGUAAUGUAAGACAAUGUCGAUACGGUUUACGGUUUAUUUGAGCACACAAUUAAGUGCCUCAAGUGUUAAUGUAUAUUAUAGAAGCUUGGCUUUAGGUGUUACUAUAUGAUUAUUAUAUGUAAACUACAUAUUAAAUUUAAAUCUUAAGAUUAGUACAUAAUUAAGUAAGGGUUGAAUAAAAAGUGCGCAUAUGAUAUAUUUGUUACAGAUAUGCGUGCAGAAUUGAACUAUAAAUACGAAUAAUAUAACAACAAUAAUAAAAAUAAUAAUAAUGAUAAUAAUAAUAAUAACAACAAUGAAAGAUAUUUGAAAUGAAAAAAAAAAUAUAUAUAUAUAUAUAUAUAUAUAUAUAUAUAUAUAUAUAUAUAUAUAUAAUAACAAUUAAGAUAAAUAAAUUAGUUGCUAUUGAUAAUUGAUAUAAUGAAUAUUUUGAGUUGAAUGCUGCGUUGUUUUUUAUAUUCGAAAUUAAUUGAUAUAUAUUAUCAUGUAAUCACUUAUACUAAAAGUAAUAAAUGAAGAUAAUGAUAAUGUGUUAUUAAAAGUGAAAAGAAUUGUCAAGAUACUAAAAUAAUUUAUUAUAUAUCUGACUAACGAGUGAAAACUAUAUAUACGUGCCUACCUUGCAAACUCAUCUCGCUAUUAUAAAAAUACAAAGUUACCGAAUUACGUGUUGAUUGUAAAAAAAUUUAAAAAAAUUAAAAAAAAAGACACAAUAACCACAACAUAAAUGACAAAAAAAUAAAAUAAAGUAGAAAAACAUAAAAAUAAAUUGAUAGAUUAAAGAAAAAUUAACAAAAGGAUAAGUUUGUAAUAUAAAUUUAUUGUAUUAACGUAGAUAAUAAUUAAAUGUUGUGAAGGCAUUUAAUCCCAGUAAGUUUCAUAAUGAUAGUGAGAAAAAAUUUUUAGAUAUUAUCAUACAUACAUAAUGAUAAUCAUAAUAAUAAUAAUAAUAAUAAUAAUAAUAAUAAUAAUAAUAAUAAUAAUAGCAGCUAUUAAUAUUAAUAUUAUAAACAAUUAAAUAAUCAGGUAUAGUAUAAAAACAAAAAAAAAACAAUAAAUUGACGUUUGAAAAAAAUUUUGUCCAGUGCAUGACUUAUUAUUAUAAUCAAUGUUAUUCAUUGUAAACGAUCAUAUGUGUGAUUAUUACUUAAAUUUUGUUUAUUGAUUAAUGAAAUUACUAAUAUUACUAGCGCUGUAUGAUAGUAUUUAAUUGUUUUUUCUCUUAUGAAGAUACCAUAUAAAAUUUUAAAAGUUGUAAACUAAUAAAUAUCACUACGUUACUUUUACAUAAUAUAACCACUAGUUGGGGAGUGGAAUAAACAAUAUAUGAGUAAUCGCUUUAGUGUUGUAGUUUAAUGAUAAAAGAUGUACGUCUUUCUUUUUUGUGCUAUUAUUUUUAUUAUUAUUAUUAUUAUUAUUAUCAUUAUUAUUAUUAUUUUUUUUUUUAUUUAAGAAAAAAAAUACUUGUAAAAAUUUCGAACAAACAAUUUUUUGAUCUUAAUAAAUAAUAAAAAAAAAACGAAAAUAAUUCAAGUUAUUGUAAUUAUUAUUAAUAUUAUUAUUUAUCAAUAAUCAACAUUAAUAAUAAGUAAAUAUAUUAACGUGAGCUAAGUAAAAAUAUGAUGAAUAUAAUUACUGACGACGAUAAUGCCUUGAAUCUGAGACGAUUAAUUAUCAACUCAAUUAUUUAUUUAUAUAUAUAUAUAUACAUAUAUAUAUAUAUAUAUAUGUAUACUAUAUAUAUAAGUAACCAAAUAAACUUCCACAAUCUUUAAAAUACUUUCCAUUAUAAAUAUGUAUAAUAAUAAUAAUCAACAAAAAUAAAUCUACCAUAAUAACAAUAUUUAAAAAAAUACAGUUUAAAUAAAUUAUUGAUUAAGGCCAUCUAUUAUUCAUAAUAUUGUAAUAAUAAUAAACGUCUUCUUAAAAAUAGACCCGACAAGACGUUUUGUCUAUAAGUAAAAUAAGAAUGAAAAUAAUCGUACUGAAUAUUAUUAAUGAAUAAAAAAAUUGCAAAAAAAAAAAAAAAAAAAAAAAACAAACGUUAAAAUGUUCUUAACUUAAUAUUGUCCAUAUUGCAGUUAUAAUGAUCCGAUCGAUGAAAUGAAAUAAAAUAAUAAACGGUUUUUCACGAGUUAUGAAACUAUCCAAAACGCACGUUUUCAAAGUAUCAACUGAAACAAUUUAUUUAUCGUAAAUAUUUAAUUUAAUUACUAAUAAUAGUAAUAAUAAAUACUGUUUUAAUCACAAUAGAGAUAGAAAAAACAAUAGAUACAUAGUAUAAAACAAAUAAGUUUAUUAAUUGAAUAAUUACAACAAUAUGCUCUCAGUUUUACAGGCCAUGGUUCUGGUUUAGAAGGAACUGGCCUAGAAAGUCUGAAAUAUAUGUAUAUUAUAUUUAAUAUAUUAAUAUAGUAGAUAUUUGAAUAAUUAAUAAAUUGCGUGUAAAGUAACAAACCUCGUAACGAAAAAAAAAAUACAAUAAAUAAAUAACAAAUAUAAAAAAAAA
Messenger RNA from Microplitis mediator, 8778 nucleotides. It is a transcript of the gene Larp4B, whose product is annotated as la-related protein Larp4B-like. The transcript has 11 exons. Gene Ontology annotation, molecular function: mRNA 3'-UTR binding. The record is from RefSeq and is a predicted model, not a curated record. Gene Ontology annotation, cellular component: cytoplasmic stress granule; cytosol. Lineage: Eukaryota; Metazoa; Arthropoda; Insecta; Hymenoptera; Braconidae. Gene Ontology annotation, biological process: positive regulation of translation. Bases 512 to 4210 code for a protein of 1232 amino acids.